UCAAUUGUUGGCAAGACGUUUGAUUUGUCAAGUUCCCAAGAAGGAAGCUUUGGAUGGAGAAGAAAAAAAAAAGAUCACGCUCAGCUGCCAGCCGCCGUCAAAGCCGGGAAGUCACGUUACGUCCAGCUUCUUCCGGUAUGUGGGCAGCGGCCGCUCCCACCGGACUCGUCCCAAUCAACGACACCUGAGUCGAUCUGCGCCUCAACGUCUCGUCGUGCGCCAGAAGCCGUCAAAGGCGAAAGAAAGAAAAGCGGUUGCUGCUGCUGUUGUUGGCGGCGUUGGCACGAUGUCCAAGAAGUCAGGGAGUCGCCCGUGCGAGACGGAGGUCCCGGUGGACGCAUCCAUCAUCCGGAUCCCGCCUCACCACUACAUCCAUGUGCUGGACCAGAACAGCAACAUCGCCCGCGUGGAGAUCGGACCGCAGACUUACUACCGCCAGGACAACGAAAGGGUUCUGUUCGCCCCGGUGCGAAUGAUCAUGGUGCCCCCGCGCCACUACUGCGUGGUGGUCAACCCGGUGGCCUGCGAUGACAACGGCCGGGUUCUGUUCGACGGCUCGGGCCAGGCAAAACUGAGGCACGCCGACCUCGAGAUCCGCCUCACCAGGGAUCCCUUCCCGCUACACCCUGGAGAGGAGAUCCAGCAGGAUGUGACCCCCCUGCAGGUGGUGUACCCCGACACAGCGCUCCGUCUGCAGGCGCUGCUCGACUUCCUGGACGGCGGCGAAAACCGCGUGGCGGGAGACGAGUGGCUCUUUGAGGGACCCGGCACGUACAUCCCGAGGAAAGAGGCGGUUGUCCUGGAGACCAUCAAGGCCACGGUGAUUGGUGAGAAUCAGGCCAUACGGCUGCGAGCGCGCAAAGAGGGAGUCGACCGCGGGGGCGUACGCCGUGUCACAGGUGAGGAGUGGCUGGUGAGCAAGGUGGGCGCGUACCUGCCGGGCGCCCACGAGGAAGUCAUUGACAUCGUCAAUGCCUUCAUCCUGACGGACAAGAAAGCACUUCACGUGCGUGCCCUUCGACCUUUUCGCGACACGGGUGGUCACGACCGUCGCACCGGCGAAGAGUGGCUGGUGACCCUGGACGACCGCGAGGCUCACGUGCCGUCGGUGGCAGAGGAAGUGGUGGGCGUGGUCCACGUCACCACGCUCAGCACGCGCCAGUAUUGCGUCGUCUUGGACCCGGUUGGACCCGACGGGAAACCUCAGCUCGGCCAGAAGAGGGUGGUCAAGGGGGAGCGUUCAUUCUUCCUGCAGCCUGGCGAGCUUUUGGAACGAGGAAUUCAGGACGUCUUUGUGCUGUCUGAAGAAGAGGGGCUGGUGCUGCGCGCCAUCGAGCCCUUCACCGACACCCAGGAGCGCGAGGAGGCGGAGCCGGAGCAGGAAGGGGAGGGGGAGCCGGAGCGCAGCAAGCGUCGGCGUCACGCCGCUGUCCUACGUCGCCCCGGCGACCGCUGGAUGCUACGAGGACCCAUAGAGUACGUGCCCCCCUCCCAGGUGGAAGUCGUGCUCAGGCGCCAGGCCAUCCCGCUGGACGAGAACGAGGGGAUCUACGUGAGGGACAUCAAGAGCGGGAAGGUGCGCGCCGUGAUCGGUCAGACGUACAUGCUGACCCAGGACGAGGAGCUGUGGCCCAAGGAGCUCCCCGCCAACGUGGAGGCCCUGCUGGCAUCCCCUCGAGACCCCCUGGCAGACCGCUCCGACCACCGGAGAGCGAGCGAGGAGGGGAGGGCCGGACCGCGGGACAAGACGCUGGUGGUCUCCUUCAGGGUCCCGCACAACGCGGCUGUCCAGGUGUACGACUACCGUGAGAAGAGGGCCCGGGUGGUCUUCGGGCCCGAGCGGGUCAUGCUGGGGCCCGACGAGCAGUUCACCGUGCUGUCGCUGUCCGGCGACCGGCCCAAACGGGGGAACGUCAUCAAGGCCGUCUGCCUCCUGCUCGGACCAGACUUCUUUACCGACAUAAUCACCAUCGAGACUGCCGACCACGCCCGCCUGCAACUGCAGCUCUCCUACAACUGGCACUUUGACGUGAAGCCCCCCGUGGACCCGGCAGAGGCCGCUGCCCUCUUCUCGGUGCCGGACUUUGUGGGCGACGCCUGCAAGGCCAUCGCGUCGCGGGUUCGAGGCGCUGUCGCCUCCGUGCAGUUCGACGACUUCCACAAGAACUCCAACCGCAUCAUCUGCUCGGCCGUGUUCGGCUUCGACGAGAAGCUGGCGGUGCGGCCCAGUCUCCGCUUCCACCAGAACCGCCUGGUCAUCAGCAGCGUGGACAUCCAGUCGGUGGAACCCGUGGACCAGCGCACGCGAGACGCCCUGCAGAAAAGCGUUCAGCUCGCCAUCGAGAUCACCACCAACUCACAGGAGGCCGCGGCCAGACACGAAGCCGAGCGUCUGGAGCAGGAAGCUCGCGGGAAGCUCGAGCGGCAGAAGAUCACCGACCAGGCGGAGGCCGAGCGGGCCAGGAAGGAGCUCCUGGAGCUGGAGGCCCUCAGCGCCACCGUGGAGAGCACCGGCGCCGCCAAAGCCGAAGCUCAGUCCCGCGCCGAGGCGGCCCGCAUCCAGGGCGAGGCGGCGGUCCACGAGGCCAAGCUAAAGGCCGAGGCGCAGCGCAUUGAGGCGGAGGCCGAGCUGGAGCGGUUGGCCAAGGCUCGCCAGCAGGAGCUGAGCUACAGGAAGCAGAUGGACCAACUGGAGGUGGAGAAGCAGGAGCGACUCGCCAACAUCGAGAGCGAACGCUUCCGCCAGCUCGUCAGCAGCCUGGGCAGCGACACGCUGGCGGAGAUGGCGCGCGCCGGACCCGAGCUGCAGGUGAAAAUGCUUCAAGCGCUCGGCCUCAAGUCCACGCUCAUCACGGACGGCUCCUCCCCCAUCAACCUCUUCACCACCGCCAACGGCCUGCUGGGGGCGCUGCCCUCGCCCGCCCAGUGACUCCGCCGGAACAGGAAGUAGAAACCCUUUGAUAGCGACAGCAAAAAUCCAUUACCAAAAAUUAUGCAAAUGUUUCAAAAUACAGAAGAAUAUAGUACACUGCUUGUACCUUUUUGUUGUGUCAAGGAAAUAAAAUAAAUCAAACGUGCAAA
Molecule: messenger RNA, 3081 nt
Organism: Phycodurus eques (leafy seadragon)
Lineage: Eukaryota; Metazoa; Chordata; Actinopteri; Syngnathiformes; Syngnathidae
Gene: mvp
Product: major vault protein
Exons: 17
Coding region: 287-2929 (880 amino acids)
Cellular component (GO): cytoplasm; nucleus
Molecular function (GO): protein binding
Source: RefSeq, a predicted model, not a curated record